This is a messenger RNA of Amorphotheca resinae ATCC 22711, 5900 nucleotides long. RefSeq lists its product as hypothetical. Lineage: Eukaryota; Fungi; Ascomycota; Leotiomycetes; Helotiales; Amorphothecaceae. Gene Ontology annotation, molecular function: GTPase activator activity. The record is from RefSeq and is a predicted model, not a curated record. The coding region runs from base 1 to 5718 and encodes 1905 amino acids. The transcript is spliced from 2 exons. Gene Ontology annotation, biological process: intracellular signal transduction; negative regulation of TORC1 signaling; positive regulation of autophagy. Gene Ontology annotation, cellular component: GATOR1 complex.
AUGACAACCAUUUCGCCUUUUACUCCUCGUCGCGGGACCCAGCGAGCUUCGCAUCUGCGGCACGUCAGUAACGGCAGCGCAGACUCGAAUUUCAGCAACCGUCCCACGCCUGGAGCCUCAGAUACUGGCACCGCCCAGCAUGAUGGAAUAUGCCCGAAGGCAUCUGUGGAGAGGAGAUGCAAUCUCUGGGUACACGAGGAGUCUUUCUCUAAGAAUGAUGUCGUCCUCAAUUUGGAUUUAUUUCCAGACGUCAAGCCUGGGGAUCUUAUGGCAAUUGUAUCGUUGAAGGCUGAUUUGGGCGUGCGUGACUUCCAGGAGAAGGCGCAUACCCCAAAGAAGGAUGCAGACAAUCUUCCAGCUACGAUGAGAAGCGAGCGAAGCAAUUCGAAUCCAAAAAGCCCAAGCCAAGCUAGCGGAACGGAUAUCAGGAGUGAAGUUGAGCUCGGGAGAAGAUGCUUGUUCAUUGUGAAGCCGAUGUCUUCCGAGAUGAAAGCAAAGCAGCCAGGUCUAGAGGUAUCCGUUGCAAAGCAUAUUGCUGAUAUCUUUCAUUUCAAGCAUCGAUCUAAUGUGCUCGUCGCUAGCGCUGAUAUUGCUAGUUGCUCUGCUUCUCAUGUGGAAAUGUCCUUUAAGGAUGAAUAUCUUGCACGGUCUGAUAUGUGGAGGCUGGCGGUCUAUGAACUCAGCAACAAAACCGUAUUCAAGGGCCAAAAAAUACUGUUCAUGGGCACGAUCAAGGCGCAGGUGACAUCUGUGUAUGUCAAUGGCCGCAAGGUUCAAUCCGCCUUCUUCUCAACGGACACGAAACCAAUCUUUCGGAGUGAGUCAGCGCGCUAUGUGCUCUUCAUCCAGAUGUCUAGGGAGAUGUGGGAUUUUGAUUCAGAGGGGUCUGGGGAGAUCAUGUUCAAUAAGGUUGUCAAUGGCUUCCUCCCCGCCCUCUUCAAAAAGUGGGUCGCACUCCGAGCAAAACAUCUUGUUAGUAUCGUGCUUUUUACGAGAGUGGAAUAUGACACGGGACUCACGUCAGAGCUGGGAACAAGCGUACACGACAACGGAUAUCACACUGGCGUCCAGACGGAUGGCAACAAGAAGCCUUAUAAAGAUUUCUAUCGUGUUGUGGUUAGUGAAAUGGCCAGCGGAUCGUGGACCACUAUCCUAUACCAAUUGAAGCGUGAAUUCAAGUUCUUCCGGAAAGAUAUCUCGAUGCAUCGAAUCGACACAGUCAGCGGUCUCGACCCUGCACCACCAGAGAGUAAGAUGAGAGGAGCGCUAGGAACACGGAUAGAAGCUGAACCGUCGCUCGCGAUGUAUGGAAAUGUUCUUGAGGCAAUCACCCUGGCCUCGUCUCAAUUCUCGCAUGAUUAUAUCGAUCGCGAUUUGAUGCGAACCGGAAUUUCAAUUGUGGUCAUCACUCCUGGCCCUGGUCUCUUUGAAGUCGACUACGAUACCCUGAGAAUGACCACCGAGGUUCUAACAGGAAAUGGAAUUGGGAUAGACCUGGUAUGCUUGCCCAAGAUGCCUUUGCAUUCAGUUCCAAUCUUCCGAUAUCGAAAUCCGCAAUAUGCUGCUUUCCAAGAAGCGCUACACAUGAAAUCACUGCGCAGCGAGGACAGCACGCCACGUCAAAAUGGAGCUAUCUUUGGGAGCUUUUCAUCCUUGAAUGAAUCGAUAUCACCAACCAAAGCAUCCUUACCUGAUCGCAGCCUGCGCAAUGGAUCAUUCCAUGCCACCAAUCCUAGCGAAUGGAAUUACGCAAUUCCCCAUUGGAUCGAUGUCUCCUACUGGACGGGGGCAUCACAAGACCUACAUCUCAUAAACCCUGCACCAAAACAAGGCCUCAAGCAUUUCAAGAAAUUUGGAACUCAAAAUCCCAGCGAUUUUGCCGUUCGAUGUAAGAUGUACGAGAUGGAGAUGGCUAGUGUCAUGGAGAAUGUGAUGACGGAGAUUUCUGUCACUCCUCUGCAGCACGAUGCAUUUUUCCCAAAAAUAAUGAUACAACCUCAAGACGGAUCCGAGAAGCAGACAGAUCAGCAUGGUGCAUCUCAUUCGAUUCGCCGGGAGAAAGCUUAUGCGGGUCUAAGUGAACUUGUCAAUGGCCCUUCAAGACCAUUGGUCGAUCGGAACUCGAGUCAGACGGAGAAGGGGUUCUACAAAAUGCUUGAUGCUUUUGAUGUGACCACCUCAGAGUUAGUCGCAGAGCCCCCUGAGGUCAGGCAGAGAAAUAAUGGCAAGAAGUCUUUCAAAGCGGGUAGUGAGGAACCUACAAGGAAACCACCUGCGGAAGAUUCAACGCCCUCCGGUGCGUCUCUUAACGAUGGCCUGGGGAGCCCCAAAGGUAUGGCUAUCAAGGGAGCGGCAAGUCCUGGUCGGAGCAAUUCUCGAGCUAUGGAGGAAGUAUCCAAACCCCGCACAGAUAGCGUUAGCAGCACUACGACGACAACAAAAUCGAGAGUGUCGCCUCUCAAAGCUCCUAAACUUGGACGCCAAAUUAGUCUUGGAAAGCAUGGAUUUGGUAUCGCAGCCCCGAAAGCCUCUACAGCAGAAUUGCAAACAGAACAUGUCAGUGCGGCGAAGCUGAGCACUGGUUCAAUGAAGGCAGCGGAUACAAAGAGGCCAACCAGCAGCACUAUGGCAAAUCGCCUGCUGGGUACCGCGUCAGAACGGCCCACAUCAUCCCACAGUGAUAAAUCGAGGACCAGAGCGGACACCGCGCCUUCAGAAACUAAAGCUUCUAAUGAUACUGAGUCCAACGAUAAAACCCCAACACCGUCUGCCAGGCCUAUGACGAUCAAAGUCGCGCUCCAGAAUCUCGACGCCACGAAUCAGUUCAAGUCAAGAUCAGUCCUGGGCUCUGUCUACGAAGGGAUUGGUCGGCAUGGUGACGAAGAAGCUAGUCUUUUACACUCCCUCACAAGAUCUGAUGACAGCCAGAAAUUAUAUACCUCAAAACUACUCGCAGGGUCCGUACCCGAGCUUCCGGCUACACUCUCGCCAACGACGGCUAUGGCUCCUUGGCUAAAUGUAUUGAACCCAUCGAACCCUACAUCGAAUGAUGUAUCUGGACCAAGUCAGUACAAGCGUUGGCAGCAUGUAUUUCCGAGGCCAAUCCCGACGAAGACGAUGAAAUGGAAGUCCCUCUGCUCUCCCGCUUCCGUGCCCCUGACAACUGAGUACUUCCCCACCAAGCAUCAACUGGAUACGGAAUAUCAGCAGAAGCCGUAUAACAUCUCUCAAAACACUGAUGAUGACUUGAAUGAGGUCACUAAGUCUAGAGAAGAGUUUCUCAGGGAGCUCAUCGCUUUGCGUCUGUCCCAAGGGUUUCAAAUUGUCGUUGGACCAGCAGUCGCUGAGGCAUUUGGGCAGAAGUCUAUGAAGAUUGCCAACGUGUUUAAGCGCGACCGCAUUGCAGAAGAUGGAGUUAGUGUCUUUAUGUCGAUGGGAAACAUUAUUCAUCAGCUGUCUUGCGUCAAUGGGACCGAGAUUGCAGUCAAUAUGUUUGUUCGAAAACCAAUGGCUCCGACUGCAUCUAAUUCCGGUGCUGUUGCACCCAAGGUUUACAAAGCUGCCAUCCGCACAACCUUGGGAGAUAGUUACGAGUCACGCGAGAUCAUCCUUGGCAAACCGAGGGAGGAGUAUAAUUGGAAUUAUGUCGACACCUUCAUUGCUGGAUUCGAUGAGGAAAUGUCCGAGCACCUACGCUUCUGGCGUGCGCGCUUUGUUUUGAUUCCUGUGGAGCGGCCAUCGCAUUAUCAACGGCGUCACGGAGAAGACAACGAGGAAGAGAUCCGGCUGGAAGGUAUCAAAAGACUUACACAGAUGUGGCAACGCCACAGAGUUAUUACUGCUUCAGAACGCCGGUUCCAGAGUCUUACCACGAGGAAGACGAAAGACCCGAACCCGCUGGACAUCGUGUACAAGACGGAAGAUCCCUCGCUUGUCGUGACAGCAGAGCUGGAAACCUUGCCAUUGGUCGAGACCGGUGAUGGUGGUCCUCGGCGUGGCCAGCUGCUCGAGUCCGAGCGGUUCCGCAAGUCGAAGCUUGAUAUUGCAGAAUUGGCCGAAGCCAUCCAAGCACCUGUCGAGAGAGGCGGGGUUCGGAUGCAGAAUCGCAGAUGGCAUUUCCGAAUACACUACAACUGUUUCAUCGGCUCUGAUAUGACCACAUGGCUACUUGAUAAUUUUGAAGAUAUCGAGACCAGAGCAGAAGCAGUUGAGCUUGGCAACAUGUUAAUGGCCAAAGAUAAGGAUCGCGAAGGUUCCAGGGAUGGUAAGGAGAAGGAGAAGGACAUGGGGAUCUUCGUUCACGUCGAGAAGCGGCAUCCUUUCCGUGAUGGGCAGUACUUCUACCAAGUCACAGGGGAGUAUGCCAAGCAACGCCCUGAGAGUCGGAGUGGCUGGUUUGGAUCGCGACGUCGGGAUACCUCGAUACCUGCAACGCCAAUCCCAGAAACACCUAGAGACUCUCCCAGACCCGAGCGAUCGCUGUCCAGCUCAAGUUACGACGAGAGAUCUUCUGAAUCCGGGGCGACGACUCCAACGACAACAAUAGCGGGGCCUGGGAAGAAACCCAAGGUUGCUCUCAGCAAGGUCAUGAAGUACGAUGUGGACCAUCGCAAACGUUCAUACCGUCCUGAGCGGAUCAACCUUCACUACGACCGACUGCAUAAUCCGGAUAAUUGCUAUCACAUCCGGAUCGAUUGGAUGAGCGUGACGGCAAAGCUGAUCGAGGACGCAAUCGAAUCGUGGGCCUCAACCGCUGAGCGCUACGGGCUCAGGCUCGUUGAAGCACCCAUCGGCGAAGCGUGCACCAUCACAUCUGUCAACCCCUUCCGGAGCCCUUAUAUUAUCAAGCUCGCCGCACCGCCUCCCGAUCGACGACCGCCGACGUACUACGACCUCAACUCUUUCGCUCCUCAUGCACAAAGCAGCCCCGCCAGCCGCCACUACUACCAAAAAGCUAUUAUGAAGAAGUUCAACUUCGUCCUGGAUAUCGAAGCGGCGCGUAACUUCCCCAGCAAUGUUGACGUGACGUACUCGUGGGGCCGGCCGGAUUUCAAAUACACCCAGUACAUCCACCGGUCUGGCGUGGUCCUGGCCGAGAUCACGGACGAUGGGAACUUCCUCCUCCUCGCAAAUCGGUUGUACAAUAACAGAACGGUAGCCGCGAGGGAAUCCGACCGGUACGUCAAGACCGACAGCGAUUGGCCCCGAUACGCCGACCGAUCGACGCCAGUCUCGUCGCCCCUCCUCAGACCGACGGCGCCCGCCAGCCUCCAGUCCCCCGUGCUGAAGGCGACGGGCGACGUGCUAGGCCCCAGUCUCGCCAGCGCCAAGUUCUCCAGCGUCACGGCGCCCGAGGCCGUGGGCAAGGAGCUCGAAGCCUUCUGCCACGAUGCCGGGGCGCUCGAGGCCUUCUACCGCGAAGUGUACGAGCGCGCGGCCCCGCCCAGCGCGACGCCGCCGCCGCCCUGGGUCCUCCGCAGCCCGUCGGUCACGGGACUGUCGGACGUGCCGGCGCUGGGCCUCCCGCCGGGGAUCCUGUCGCUGUCGAUGCGCGACGCGAGCCCGUCGCCGAUGCGGCUCGCGAGCGUCAGCGGCAUUGGCAGUCCGAACCCGGGGCCGCUGGGGCGGCGGCCGAGCGUGCAACUGGGGGGGUUGGCUCAGGUGCAGGAACAGAGUCGGGAGGCGGAGGGGAUUGGCGAGGGGGAGGAGAAGUCGUGAGGGAUGGUGUUUGGGCAUCUGUCUUGUAUAUGGAUGAUGGAUGGAUGGGUUGGAUGGGUUGGAUGGGUUGGAUGGGUUCGAUGGGUUCGAUGGGUUCGAUGUAGAGGGGAUAACUAAUUGUAUUUAUAUAAUAGAUAGAUAUCGAUAUACAAAUAAAUAAGUAGGUAUUCUUACUUAACCGC